Messenger RNA from Daucus carota subsp. sativus, 1006 nucleotides. Its product is annotated as transcription factor bHLH47. The record is from RefSeq and is a predicted model, not a curated record. Gene Ontology annotation, molecular function: protein dimerization activity. The transcript is spliced from 5 exons. NCBI's taxonomy places the organism in Eukaryota, Viridiplantae, Streptophyta, Magnoliopsida, Apiales, Apiaceae. The coding region runs from base 155 to 889 and encodes 244 amino acids.
CUGCGUUCCACACGCCUGUGCGUGCUUCUCAACUCCACACGCCACUCAUUAAAUAUACACACAAACAUGUUUUUAUUUAUUUAUAUAUCACCCUAUCAAAAUCUUUCAUCUUCUCUCGUUCUUGAAUUCGUUCAGUGGAUUCAUACAAGUGAGGAUGGUUUCGGAGGAUCCUGUUUCAAGAAGGAAUCAAAUCGAUGUGGCUGCAAAGAAAUCAAACAAGGGGUCUUUACCCAGUAAAAAGAACAUCCUGAAAGCUCCUAAAAGAGUGCAUAAAGCUGAAAGGGAGAGGUCGAAACGUGACCACAUGAACACUCUAUUUUUUGAGCUUGGAAAAAGUCUUGAACCAGAUCAUCAUGACAAGGGAAAGGCUUCGACAUUAAACCAUUGCAUUAGGCUUCUUCAUGACCUCCUUGCUCAGGUGGACUGCCUCAGGAAGGAAAAUUCAGCUCUAUUAUCUGAAUCUCAUUAUGUGUCUAUUGAAAAAGAUGAACUAGUAGAAGACAAUUCUGCGCUUAAGGCACAGAUUGGAAAGCUGCAAACUGAGAUCGAUGAGAAAAUACAGCCUCCAUCUUUGUGGGGAUUCAAUCAACCCCAAUCACAAAUUGAGGGAAACCUCGAGCAACAGCUGGAAGGUCCUCACAUUGUUGUGCCACUGGCUGAUCAUGCAACACCGACCGCACCAAUUGUGAGUCCAAUUUUUGUCAUGCCCUUGCAGGAUGAUAGUCAAGUGCAUCCAGAGACUGAUACUGUGAAGGCUACACUGCGGCAUCCUCCACAUAUAAGCAGACCACAUGCUCGCUAUCCAUCUCCCUCAGAUUCCUGGCCAUCUCAAAUUCUUUCCGAAAAGCCAAAAGGCACAGAACACAUUACCCAGCAUAGUAGCUGCUAAAAUUAUCUUCAGCCUUGAAGACAAAAUUCAAGUAGUGUAAUCAGUACCAGAGGUGAUAGAUAUAGAGCACUGGUUUGUAAAGUACAAGGGUUUUUUUAAGUUUGACUGUUUGAGUAA